Molecule: messenger RNA, 799 nt
Organism: Bombyx mandarina (wild silkworm)
Lineage: Eukaryota; Metazoa; Arthropoda; Insecta; Lepidoptera; Bombycidae
Gene: Sod2
Product: superoxide dismutase 2
Biological process (GO): superoxide metabolic process
Cellular component (GO): mitochondrion
Molecular function (GO): superoxide dismutase activity; manganese ion binding
Source: RefSeq, a predicted model, not a curated record
UUGUGUUAUGUGUGUAUGUUAUCUAUGAAUGUAAUUUGCAAUUUUCACGUUGCAUAAUUUCAUCAUUUUUAAUUCCGUGAAGUACAUUUAGUAAAUUCUAAAGUUGACCGGUUUCCUUUUUAUUGAACUUCUUUAGGCAUCAUGUUAAUGUCACAAAGGAUUGGAUCAUUGAUUCGAGUUGCCGGUGCUUCUCGCCAGAAGCAUACUUUGCCAGAGCUUCCGUACGAGUACAAUGCACUGGAGCCGGUCAUUAGCCGUGAAAUCAUGAGUCUUCAUCACAGCAAACAUCACGCGACUUAUAUCAACAAUCUAAACGUUGCUGAAGAGAAACUCGCACAGGCACAAGCUAAAGGUGAUAUCGACACCAUUAUCAACCUUGCACCAGCCUUGAAAUUCAAUGGUGGUGGUCACAUCAACCACUCGAUCUUUUGGCACAACCUGUCACCAAAUGGUGGCAAGCCUUCUGAUGUUCUCACCAAAGCCGUUGAGAAAGACUUUGGAUCCUGGGAUAACUUAAAGAAUCAACUGUCGACAGCUUCUGUGGCAGUACAGGGCUCAGGCUGGGGUUGGCUUGGCUACAACAAACAAAUGAAGAAAUUGCAAAUAGCUACAUGCCAGAACCAGGAUCCUCUGCAGGCCACCACUGGAUUGGUCCCGCUCUUCGGAAUCGAUGUAUGGGAGCACGCGUACUAUCUUCAGUACAAAAACGUUCGUGCCGACUACGUGAAAGCUAUUUUCGAUGUAGCCAACUGGAAUGAUAUAUCUCAGAGAUAUGAAAAAGCGCUCAAGUGAAUAAUUU